ACCAUGGAGCAAGACAGAGGCAUGGAGCAGAGACCCCCCAGGGUGCCCAAACUGGCCUGGCUGAAGGAGGGGGAGGAGGAACGCCCUGGGCCUGCCCCAGCACAGCACCCUGAGGAUGUGGAGCAGUUCCAGCCCCUGCAGGAGGAUCCAGGCCAAGACUGAACAGAGGAGCAGGACCGUGCCCGGGGCCGCUUCUGCAGGGCAGCACAGAUGGUUUGUGAAUUCACCAGGUGCAUUUGGAGGGAAGAGACCAUUGCCAUGGGCACUGGGGGCAUGGCAAACUCUGACCUCCACAAUGCUGAAACCAGUGCUGCCCUGCUGGAUUUGCUCGUGGAAAAUGGUGUCUCCAAUCCCAAGAAAGUGCCAGCCUUCGUGAGGUACAUCCACCGGUGGCUCACGUCCAGUGUGUCUCCUGAGCACAGUCUAGACAAGACUCUUCUGGAUCUGGCCGAGGCACACCCCGUGGAUGUGGUGGUGACUCUGCUGCGCUCUGCCCCAUCAUGUGACAGAGCUGCUGCGACCAUGUGGAGGACGAUCAUCUUCUCAAGUCGGACUGCACAGUCGGUGCUCGAGAUACUUGCCCUUGUCCUGGGAAGCUGGCCAGCCUGCAGCAUGUGCACCCCUGAUGGGGAUGAAACAGAUGUCUUUGCCCUGGCUCUGAGUUUCUGGAACUGGACUUUGCUCACUCCCACAUCGCCUCCAGGGCAGCUCUUCAUCUUCCCCCAGCACUGCAUCUCCCUGCCUCAGGCACUGGGCUGGAAACCUGGCUUAGGGGCAGGUUCAGGGGCACCAGGCCAGGUGCUCUUCCUGUGUCUCCCCUGGCCUCUCCCUCCCGCGCUCGGGCCUUGCCACAUGGAUGUCUCAGCACUGAGCGCUGUCUCCAGCUGUUUCACUUUUUUGCAGACAAACGUGGCGCUGUGGACGGCCCUCCAGCUGCCCUGGUGCCCACGUACAGUGAGGGAGUGUUUCCCCAGCCUCUUUGUGCAUCUGCUCUUCCAGGUGUUCUUCAACGCAGUGCAUAGGCUGGAGGAGGACGACGCCUUCUGGAGGGAAUGCCAGGACCAACACAGCCUUCCCACCAACGCCAACAGGUUUGCAGUGCUGACCAUCCAAGCCCUGCUGUGCCAUCUGCGGUGUGAGGGUGUGGUGAUGGCACUGGAACGCAAGUGUGGCUGGGACACGCUGCUCAACGCUGACACCCACCACUGCGCAGUGGGUCUGCUGGCCAGGGAGAUAGUCUGUAUCUGCACACCCUGGUUUUGCAGCACUGUGUGCUGCCUCCUGGAGCUGCUCAGUGAAGAGAUGUGUCCCUGGGAGCUCCCUGCCAUGGCGUUCCUUGUGGAGGUCCUGGUGGACCUGGAUGUGACUGAGUGUGGCGAAAGCAUCCUGCAGAUCCUUUCGAGGCACCUGUGGAGUGAGUGCCCAGAGAUGCGUUGCCAAGUGCUCAGAGGCCUCAUGGUGCUCAGCCAGGAUCCUGUGAUGGCCAGAAGAAUGGGCAGCCUGACUGAAAGCCUUGAGGAGCUCCUGUGGGAUGCAGACAGAGAGCUGGUCAGGAUGACUGCCACUGUCUUCGAAUUUCUGUCCUCGGAGAAAGACAUCUGACACCAGCCCUGCAGCUGGCUGAGGCGCUCCAGCCACUCUUUGACAACCCCUCGGAGGUAUGAAGAAUGACAGCAGCCCCGCUAUCUCAAGCCUGGCGUUUCAAACCUGCUCUGCGGAGCAGUUUCUGUGCUGCCAGAGCUCUGUGGAGAGUUGAUGUGGGAAGCUGUGUGUGCUGGGGCCACGUGAGCCUGCGAGGAAGACCCUUUCUCUGCAAGCACUUUCCUUUACCCCAGCAUGGGAAUAUAAAAUUCCUGUUGUCACA
Molecule: messenger RNA, 1864 nt
Organism: Pseudopipra pipra
Lineage: Eukaryota; Metazoa; Chordata; Aves; Passeriformes; Pipridae
Exons: 10
Coding region: 211-1602 (463 amino acids)
Cellular component (GO): cytoplasm
Source: RefSeq, a predicted model, not a curated record